AUGCUUUCUCAACUUCAAUGUGAGACAUGUAGUAAGUAUGAAAAUUUUAAAUUAGAAGAUUCCCAGGUUUCAUACUACACCAAGCAGAUACUGGAAGGUCUAAAGUAUCUCCAUGAGCGAAAUGUUGCUCAUAGAGACAUCAAAUGUGCAAAUAUAUUAGUGAAUGAAAAAGGUGGCGUAAAAAUUGCAGAUUUUGGAUUGGCAAAAGUGAUGGAAUUAAACACUCUUAUGAAGACUUCUUACUAUGGGACACGAGGUUGGAUGGCUCCUGAGGUUGCUAAAUGGGGCAAUCAAUAUGGAUUUAAAGCUGAUAUUUGGAGCCUUGGUUGCACAGUCUUGGAGAUGUUAACAAGGAAACCUCCACACGUGAUGGAAAGUGGGAAAUUGCUAGAUCUCCCUGAUCUUCCGUCAGAGCAUUCACGAGAUUUUAUCAAGAAGUGCUUGCAAGUUAAUCCAGAUGAUCGUCCAUCUGCUGAGGAGCUUUUGCAACUUCCUUUUGUGCAAGGUUUUGGCUUAUAA
Molecule: messenger RNA, 519 nt
Organism: Manihot esculenta (cassava)
Lineage: Eukaryota; Viridiplantae; Streptophyta; Magnoliopsida; Malpighiales; Euphorbiaceae
Product: mitogen-activated protein kinase kinase kinase 1-like
Exons: 2
Coding region: 1-519 (172 amino acids)
Biological process (GO): protein phosphorylation
Molecular function (GO): protein kinase activity; ATP binding
Source: RefSeq, a predicted model, not a curated record